Anopheles coustani is the source of this 1428-nucleotide messenger RNA. RefSeq lists its product as uncharacterized. The record is from RefSeq and is a predicted model, not a curated record. The transcript is spliced from 3 exons. Lineage: Eukaryota; Metazoa; Arthropoda; Insecta; Diptera; Culicidae. The coding region runs from base 1 to 1428 and encodes 475 amino acids.
AUGUCCAUCCGAAUCACAAGGUUACAAUAUCGUAACCUUUCCGAAACGCCACAAAUAGGCAUUCUGGCUGGGUCAGCUGCGUACAACAAAUCCUACAAUAAUACUGACGACAUUUUGAAACAUCUCUGCGUAGUUUACCUCUUCACAUUCCUGAAACCACCAUCGAAAUGGACGCCCGAAACAUUUACUGAAGUAGCGGAGCUGGAGUCCACCAUCGCCGCAACAAACCUGAAAACGGCCCUUCCCAUUCGAAGGGAGGAUAAACUGUACCACAUCCAUCUCUCUAGCAGUCCGCUGGUCAAAGGCCGUUUCAUACCCACAGCCCGGCAAAGUUCUAAAAAGGCUCGCCUAGGUGUCCAUCAGGCGUUGGCUCGAAUUAAGCGUGGAAAGGCUGCAGUUUGGACCUGCGAUACGAACUACUUUCUGAUCCGGCGAGUACAGGAAGGUUUUUACUUCUACACCAUGAACCUGCAGGGAAGACCAACACUGAUGUUCUUUAGCUGCCACCGGCUGAUGGUGGACUUCGUUCAGGAGACGUUCGGUUGCACGGAACAAUCGAAGUAUUUCCUCACGAAUAUGAGACUUCACUCGGUUGAGGAGAACGAUGUUGUCCGUAUCGUUUGGAAGAUGAAACGUUGCGUCGGUAUGCGGCUGAUAGACCCCCACGAAGCUAUUCUGCACGGAAACAUCUGCCUGAUUGGACCGAAUUUAGAACGCUCGUUGGAGAUUGGACUCAACGUUCUCGAACGUGUAGGACCAACGCAACCUAAGCCACGUUCCUGGGACAAUAAAACACUGAAUGGGUUCUACAAGAGAUCGGCUAGCACCUGGACUGCUGCCGAGAAAAUGGCGACGUUUCUGCGUGAUCGAAACGAGCCGUCAUUAUCGAUUGGCCCAUACAGUAUAGCGUGUAGAACAACUGCUAUAGGUCACCGUCAACGGAAACACUUUGAGGAGCUCGUCAACUACUUUCUCGCAUCCUGUACGGCAUUAUUCGUCGUUGGUCUCGACUGUUGUCUGCUGCUGUGGACAUACGAUAACUUUUUCCACUGGUUCAGCCCGUUUCGGUACAGUUCCCUUCAAGAGGCGGCCGACGUGGUACCCAAUCGAGCCAGCUUCCUCAUCAUGACCAACGCACUGUCCAAGGCUUCACAAACGUUGUACGAAUAUUUGUUCGAGCUGGGCAUUUUCCCGGAGCAUAGCAUCGAGCUAGUUCCGCUGUGCGUGGACGCAAGGCGAAUUUCCGACAUGCGCACCGGCAGUGAGGAUGAAGAUUCACUCGAUCAGGAAGGCUUCACCAUUUCUCCAGCGAACGAGCAGGGCUGGACUAGUUUCUACGCACCGACUUCAACCUCUCCAUCGGUGUUGCGGUUAGCUCGUCAAAUGUUGGACAUGGUCUACCGAACGGCAGAGGAUCGAUGUGACUAA